GAGCAGUACUUGGUUCAUUUUUACGACAAUAAUAUGAAGAUUACAGGAUUCUGUGGAGAAAUAUGGAAUUUACUUUCCGAAUCGCUGAAUUUUACACUACAGCUAGUGAAAGCAAACUUAGAUGAUCAGGGCAUGCCACAAAAAGAUGCCUUGUCUUUUAAAAACGGAUUAUUAUCUAUUAUUUUUCGCAAUGAAACUAUUGCAAUAGCAAAACUUCAAAGCUUUUCACCGGAACUUACGGUUACCGAAUUUUCAAUACCUUUUUGGACAAAUAGAAUUCAAUUAUAUAUUCACCGUGAAACGAUAUAUGAUAAUAUAUGGAUGGUAAACAUUUUCUCUUGGAAAAUAUGGUGCGUUAUAUUGAGUAUGUGUUUAUUACUGAGUCUAUGCACCUUUUUGACACAAAGUAUUCUCAUACAGAAUAAAGAUAAACGUAAAAACAUAUCUCUCAGCGAACACUUAUUUUAUAACUUUGGAAACUUGUGCAAUCAAGGCUAUAUUCCUCUGUAUCUUGAUGGGAAAUCGAGAAUAUUAGAAGUAUCAUUAGGAUUGUUUUGUUCUAUAAUAUACAUGUCAUUUGGUGCUGUGUUAUUUAUACAUCUAUCUAAAAGUGUUUUCGUGCCACCAUUUGAUAGUUUUACUACCUUGGUGACUAAUACUAAAUACAACGUUAUUGGUCUGAAGGGUUCAACCGCAGAAGCUAUAUUUAAGAUUAAUGAGGAUCCAUUUUUACAAGCAAAAAAGACGGAACGUUUGAAAUUAACAUCAACGUUUGAGGAUAUGCAUAAAAUAGCAUGUUUUUCCAAAAAAGAGAAAUACGUCAUAUUUCAAACCGAAGCAAUGUAUAAAGUGACUGGGAAUAUUAUGUGUCAUUUGACUAACGUUGGAGAACCUUACGCGAAAACAUGGAUCGCUUCCGGUAUCGUGAAGAAUUUUAAAUACAAAAGAAGUAUUGAUCUUGGGAUACUGAAAUUAAUGGAAAUUGGACUAUUAAACGUGUUAAAAAAACGUUGGUUGGAAAAUGACUUAAAAUAUUACGCUGAAGAUGAGACACCGAAACCAAUUGAAUUACAUCAAGUUUCUUUAAUAAUUGCGGUGAUGUGCUGUGGGACGAUUAUAGCUCUCAUUAUUUUCAUAAUCGAAAAAAUUGUAUUUGCUUAUAAAUUAAGAUAA
This is a messenger RNA of Mycetomoellerius zeteki, 1173 nucleotides long. RefSeq names its product glutamate receptor ionotropic, kainate 5-like. Gene Ontology annotation, cellular component: membrane. The record is from RefSeq and is a predicted model, not a curated record. Lineage: Eukaryota; Metazoa; Arthropoda; Insecta; Hymenoptera; Formicidae. Gene Ontology annotation, molecular function: ligand-gated monoatomic ion channel activity. Bases 34 to 1173 code for a protein of 379 amino acids. The transcript is spliced from 6 exons.